GUAUUUCGAUCGAUUUAAACUCGACCCUGCUGCAGAAAAGCAGGUCGGAACUUAAGUCAUAUGUUAAAAAUCGAGACGGGAUAUUUUUGUAGUGACACAAAACGUCAUUGAACUGGGGUAGUAAUAUCGAAUCGACUAGCCGAGCUUGGUCAGUUGUGAUGGCAGGCGGAGGGGCAGCAGGUGUCGACCUCAGCAGGAAGUUUGUGUCGGAAGCUGAGCUUGAUGAGAGGAGGAAGAAGAGACAGGAGGAAUGGGAGAAAGUCAGAAAACCUGACGACCCUGAGGAGGCCCCAGAGGAGGAGUAUGACCCGCGUUCCCUUUACGAGCGACUGCAGGAGCAGAAAGAUAAGAAACAAGAGGAGUAUGAGGAGCAGUUCAAAUUUCGGAAUAUGGUGAGAGGAUUGGACGAGGAUGAGAGCAGCUUCCUGGAUGAGGUUUCCCGGCAACAGUGUCUGGUGGAGAAGCAGCGCAGGGAUGAGGAGAAGAAGGAACUGUUGGAAUACAGAAGUGCUCUAGUGAAACAAGCAUCCACCGAAAGCCGCAAAGAGCCUGAAAAGAAGGUAGCGCCUAAACAUACAGGGACAGAGCAAAGGACGAGCCUCCUGUCUCAGGCCCAUUUAUUGGUUGGAGCUGUCAAGAGACGCAGUUCGUCCCAGUCAUCAGACAGCAGUAAGAAACAGAAGACAGAAAUCAAAACAACAGCAACAACAGGAAAUGGAGAGAGACACACAGAACAGGAGGAUGGAGCAGGAGGUGGAGCAGGGGGAGCUGAAGAUCAACAAAUGGUCCCCGGGCUGACGACAAAGACACCCUCAGCUCCUCUGAGCUCCGGUCAAGGCGUGGUACACCUGCCAUCAGCAGCUGUGUGCGUUGGUGUUUUACCUGGACUCUGGGUUUAUUCCGGCAGCAGCGACUCCGACAGCAGCUCAGACAGCGAAGUUUAAGCCGAGCAACCAAUCCCGCACUGCCUACCCUGACGACCUCCUGCCCCCCCCAUACACACCCCCCUCCCAACCCAAGUCACAGCGACUGCAAGCUGUGCUGUUGGCUGAGGGAACAGUGAUUGACAGCUGUGGAGCAAGGAAGAGACUGCUUUAGACUGUGUCACAUGACUCACAUCUUUUAGCUAUCAGCAGCAGAGGAGAGCAAGCCGGGGAAGGACACUUCUGUCUCUCUCUUUGGCUUAAAUGCAGAGUUUGAAUAGUUUAAAAAUUAAGGUUUUUAUUUGGUGAUGUAAUAUUGUUUUCUCAGUUGUUUGUCUCAUGUCACAUCAUGCUGGAGAGAUGCUGGACUGUUUGCUUGUGUCUCAGGUGGAUCUUUGGUUGGUCAGCAUCUGAAAUAAAGAGCUUUCCCUUGUA
Scatophagus argus is the source of this 1358-nucleotide messenger RNA. RefSeq names its product proteasome activator subunit 3 interacting protein 1 (gene psme3ip1). The record is from RefSeq and is a predicted model, not a curated record. Gene Ontology annotation, cellular component: nucleus. The transcript is spliced from 8 exons. Bases 159 to 944 code for a protein of 261 amino acids. NCBI's taxonomy places the organism in Eukaryota, Metazoa, Chordata, Actinopteri, Scatophagidae.